Oncorhynchus kisutch (coho salmon) is the source of this 2348-nucleotide messenger RNA. Its product is annotated as craniofacial development protein 1. The record is from RefSeq and is a predicted model, not a curated record. Lineage: Eukaryota; Metazoa; Chordata; Actinopteri; Salmoniformes; Salmonidae. Gene Ontology annotation, cellular component: Swr1 complex. The transcript has 7 exons. The coding region runs from base 366 to 1301 and encodes 311 amino acids.
GUUGAUCCUGUGGACUUGCCGUAGUAGAACAGGAAGUCAACAGCUACCAGAUAAUUACUAAUUGAGCUCCUCCCUGUAGCUAGUCACCAAAGCCACACGUUUUCAUAGUGUAGAAACGUGUUUAGUAUUUGUUCGUUAAUUUAGUUGUAGGUAUAAUAAGCUAUACAGCUAGAAACAGUUGAUAGAUUUCUCAAUGAUUUUGUAACCGCGUGAUACUAGCUAUAGCCAGGGUUUGUCAGACAACCGGUGCUUUGCCUUUGUAACUUGCUGACGUUACUGGAGACAGCUAUCUAGCCAACUAUCCAUACAUUCCCCGCUGUGUUUACUAUUGGUAGAACGUGUAGGCUCUUUCUGGAGGGGAAAUUAUGAAUUACUCAGAUUAUGAUUCCGAUGGCUAUUCUUCAAAUGCAGAUCAAGACUAUGUCCCAUCUGAUGACAACCUUAGUGAAGAUGACAUGAAUGAAUGUGUGAAAGAGGAUGGUCUGGAAGGGGAUGACCAGCAUGGCCAACAGUCUGAUAAUGUCACCAAGAAGAAAAAGAAGAAAGGCCAACACAUUGGCAUGAGGAAAAGAAAGAAAGGAGGACUGAAGUUAGAGGAGACACUGCAUGAUGGCAGUGUGGAGGAUCAGAAAGUAGAGCAGGGGGAGGAGAGAGAGUUGUCUACUCCCAGGCCCAAGAAGGAGGAGGAUGAAGAGAAAAAGAAGAAGGCAGAUGAUUUGUGGGCCAGUUUUCUGAGUGAAGUUGGUCACAAAUCCAAGCCACCUACCCCAGUGCCGCAGGCUACUGCUAAACAGCAGGCUGCACCCACAGACAGUCCGAAGAAGCCCAUUUCGGCUCCAUCAGAACCUCAACUACCAGAGCCUAAAGAGCCCUCUAAAGUCACCAUCACUAAGGUGUUUGACUUUGCUGGGGAAGAGGUCCGUGUAUCCAAAGAGGUUGAUGCUGACUCCAAGGAGGCCAAGAGCUUUCUGAAGGCCAAGGAGGAGACACCAUAUGUACAGACUGUACCCAGAAGAUUUGAGCCCCCCUCCCUUGCCCCUGGACCAAGUGUGAAGAGGCCUGUAGGGAUGGGUAGCAUCCUGAACCGCCUCGGGGGGAAGAAACAGAAGAUGAGCACGUUAGAGAAGUCUAAGAUGGACUGGAACGCCUUCAAAGACGAGGAAGGAAUCGGGGACGAGCUGGCCAUCCACAACCGCGGCAAAGAGGGGUAUGUGGAAAGAAAGAAUUUUCUGGAGAGAGUUGACCACCGGCAGUUUGAGCAGGAAAAGAAAGUGCGUCUCGGCAACAUCAUGAAACGAUGACAAGGAAUAAUGUUACAGAUACACUUACACUUACAUUUGUGACACACACAAACUGUACAUGCCUGCCCAGUUCCUCCCAAGGUUUCUCAGCCCAAUACUUAGCCACUGGACUGUCCAUGUCUCUGGAUGGCCUACUGACUGUUCCUGCUGCCGGCUGCUCCUUGACCUAUCAGACCUCACAUACUCAGUUUACACUCAGCACUCCCAUUAAACCGCCAUCUGUUCCUGGACCUGUGUGUGACCUGAGUCACCUGGACUCAGACCCCUGACUGUCUGCCUCAGUGGCUUCCUCCCGCUUCCCGAUUUAGAGGUGUGGUUGCACUGCUAACUUGCUUGCCUCAGCACAUGGCUGUGUGGCCGGGUGUUUCUGUACAUUUGCCAUAAUCCCAAAAAAAGGGAAACCAUUCCAGGAGUGAGAAGAGGAGAAUGAGUAGCACACCCUGAACUCUGAAUCAGACUUUAUGACAUCUUCCUCUCUUGAAAGAGAGGAAGAAUCCACACAGCUCAGAUAUUUGUGCCAUCCCUCUCCACCUCCUGCAGUGAUUCAGUUUGGUGCGCUGUUCAUUGAAAGAGUUCAAGUUGAUUGCAUUUCACCUCCUUGUUGUGCACACUGUGAUUCUCUGGAGUUGUUCCAACUAAUCUGAAGAUAGAAAAAUGGUCUCACUAUUAUGUACCUUAUUUAUACCAACAACAAUCUGAGAUUCUGACAUGAUAAAAGAUUUAUCAACAGGUCAGCUUAGCUGCUUGUUAAACCUGAGCUAAGAGUGGAGAGGAUCGCUAAACGUUCCUCAACUGUUUUCUCAACGUAAUGACACAGCUCCUAUUACAAGGUAAUUGUAUGGCUGUUCAAUAGUAGGCACUCACUCUCACACACAGACAGACAGAAAGGUGAAUUCAGGGACUUUAGUUUUAGUUACUGGUUGUUAAAUGAAUGUGUCUGAAUUCAAGUGUGUCUGAAUAAUCACAGGUAAAUUUGGAACUUGUUUUGUGUUGUCAUCCUGUUGCUGUACUUUGUAACAUGGAAUAAAGCUUGUCAUUUGGUUUGAA